AUGGUCAAUGGAGGUGCUGAGAAAAACAGAAAAACAUUAGAUCUAAGCGAAUUAAAAGAGAAAACAGCAGAAGAAUUGUUAGUGUUAGCUGAAGAAAGAAAAAUUUCAACUAACGGUAAAAGCAAUGGUAGAAUGCUAAAGCAGGAAAUGAUAUUCAGCUUAAUGAAGAAAAUGAGCGAAGAAGGAGGCAUAACCACAGGGAGUGGAAUAGUGGAAAUAUUGCCUGAUGGUUUUGGUUUCUUACGUUCAGCAAGUGCAAAUUAUGCCCCAAGUACUGAUGAUGUUUAUAUUUCUAACGGGCAAAUAAAGAAGUUUAAUUUACGUACAGGAGAUAUGGCAUGUGGAGAAAUAAGGCCACCUGGUGAUAAAGAAAGAUAUUUUACUUUAACUAAGGUUUAA
Parnassius apollo (apollo) is the source of this 399-nucleotide messenger RNA. The record is from the annotation of a GenBank genome assembly. NCBI's taxonomy places the organism in Eukaryota, Metazoa, Arthropoda, Insecta, Lepidoptera, Papilionidae.